AUGGCCUCAUCAGAAGAGGAUUUCUCCUGUCCUGUGUGCUGUGAAGUCUUUAAAGAUCCUGUUCUCCUGUCCUGUAGUCACAGUGUGUGUAAAGUCUGUCUGCAGCAGUUCUGGAAGAAUAAAACUUCCAAAGAGUGUCCAGUCUGCAGGAGAAGAUCUUCAAAGUCCAAUCCUCCCCUUAACCUUGUGUUAAAGAACCUGUGUGAGGCUUUUCUACAGGGAAAAUUUGGAAAAACUUCAUCAGGGUCUGAGGAGCUCUGUGGUCUGCACAGUGAGAAACUCAAACUCUUCUGUCUGGAGGAUAAACAGCCUGUGUGUCUGGUGUGUCGGGAUUCAGAAAUACACACAAACCACAAAUUCCGUCCAGUCAACGAAAUUGCUCCUGUUUACAGGGAAGAGCUGAAGACUGCAUUGAAGCCCCUGCAAGAGAAACUGGGAAUCUUUCAUAAAGUAAAACUGACCUGUGAUAAAACAGCUGAGCACAUCAAGACUCAGGUUCAGCAUACAGAGAGACAGAUUAAGGAGGAGUUUGAGAAACUUCACCAGUUUCUACGAAAUGAAGAGACAGCCAGGAUAACUGCACUGAGAGAGGAAGAGGAGCAGAAGAGUCAGAUGAUGAAGGAGAAGAUUGAGGAGAUGUGUAGAGAGAUUUCAUCUCUUUCAGACACAAUCAGAGCCAUAGAAGAGGAAAUCAAAACUGAAGACAUCUCAUUCCUGAACGUGAGAAACUCUUCACCCUCCAUCAUUACCACUUUCUCUAUCUGUUGCACAUUGCAGGAUCCAGAGAUGCCUUCAGGAGCACUGAUCAAUGUGGCAAAGCACCUGGGCAACCUGAAGUUCAGAGUGUGGGAGAAGAUGCAGGACAUUGUUCAAUACACUCCUGUGAUUCUGGAUCCCAACACUGCAGCACCACGACUCAUCCUGUCUGAGGAUCUGACCAGUGUGAGAUACAGUGAUGAGAAACGACAGAUUCCUGAUCAUCCAGAGAGAUUUGAUUGGCAUCCAUGUGUCCUGGGCUCUGAAGGCUUUAACUCAGGGACACACUGCUGGGAUGUUGAUGUUGGGGACAAUGCAAACUGGAUCCUGGGUGUGACCACAGAGUCAAAGCAGAGAAAGGGAAAGACGUUCUUUUACACUGGUGUCUGGUGUGUUGGGUGUACGGACGGUAAUUACAGGUCAUGGGCCUCAGGAGGGUCAUCUACUCCACUGAGAGUGAAUAAUAAACUCCAGAGGAUCAGAGUGGAACUGGACUGGGACAGAGGAAAACUCUCAUUCUCUGAUCCUCUAAAUAACACACACAUACGCACCUUCACACACACUUUUAAUGAGAGAAUGUUUCCACACUUCUAUAGUCACUGUAAACUCUCUCCUCUGAGGGUCUUACCUGUGAAGUGUUGUGUAACAGUGGAACAGCACACUUAG
This is a messenger RNA of Chanos chanos (milkfish), 1422 nucleotides long. Its product is annotated as tripartite motif-containing protein 35-like. Gene Ontology annotation, molecular function: zinc ion binding; protein binding. The transcript has 5 exons. NCBI's taxonomy places the organism in Eukaryota, Metazoa, Chordata, Actinopteri, Gonorynchiformes, Chanidae. The coding region runs from base 1 to 1422 and encodes 473 amino acids. The record is from RefSeq and is a predicted model, not a curated record.